Molecule: messenger RNA, 2180 nt
Organism: Cinclus cinclus
Lineage: Eukaryota; Metazoa; Chordata; Aves; Passeriformes; Cinclidae
Gene: ZIC5
Product: Zic family member 5
Biological process (GO): central nervous system development; regulation of transcription by RNA polymerase II
Cellular component (GO): nucleus
Molecular function (GO): DNA-binding transcription factor activity, RNA polymerase II-specific; RNA polymerase II cis-regulatory region sequence-specific DNA binding
Source: RefSeq, a predicted model, not a curated record
AUGUUUUUGAAGGCGGGUAAAGGGAAAAAAAUAACAACAGCGAGCGUAGAUGGGCUUGGCUGUGUCGUUAUGGAGCCCCCUUUGAGCAAGAGGAACCCGACACUGAGAUUAGCGGAUUUGGCAGCGGCUCAGCCCCAUCCUCACCAGAACAUGACAGGCUUCCCGGGGCUGGGGAACCACCACGUCCACCCCCACCACGCGGCCCACCUCCACCCCGGGGACGCGGGCGGCGACCCCGGCGGCGCUCUCACGCCGCUCGGACCCGAGCACAUGGCGCAGCCCGCAGCCCUCAAGCUCACGCCCGAGGCGCUCACCGCCGCCGCCUUCGCCGCCCCGCCGCCACCACCGCCGCCGCCGCCGCCGCCACCGCCGCCGCCGCCACCACCGCCGCCGCCGCCUACGCCGCCCGCCGCCGCCCUCCCGGGAUACCCGUCGGGGGAAGCGGCGGGCCGGGACUUCCUCCUGCGGCGGGAGCUGCCCGCCGCCGCCGCCGUGCACGGGGCGCUGGGUGAGCAGCACCCGCCCGCCGGCUCCCCCCACCUUCCGCACCCGCCACCGCACGGCGUCUUCAUCUCGGCCGCCGGCACCUACGGCGCGACCGACGGGGCGCACGCCGCCUUCCCGCCGCCGCCGCCCGGCGAGCAGGGCGCUCCCGCCGGCCGCCACCCGCCGCUCAACGGGCAGAUGCGCCUGGGGCUGGCGGCCGCCGCCGGGGAGCUCUACGGGCGCGCCGAGGCGCACUACGGGGCCGGCGCCACCGCCUCUUCCUCCUCGGCGUUGCAAGGCUACGGCUCCGUCAACCUCAACCUGGCGGCGGCCGGCCACGGGCACCCGCACCACCCCCAUCCCCACCACCACCACCAUCAUCACCACCACCACCAUGCCCACGUCGGGGCCGCGGCGGCGGCUGCUGGGGCCUUCCUGCGAUACAUGCGACAGCCCAUCAAGCAAGAGCUGAUCUGCAAGUGGAUUGACCGGGAACCGCCUCCUCCGCCUCCGCCGCCGCCACCGGGCGGUAGGAAGCCUUGCUCCAAAACUUUCAGCACGAUGCAGGAGCUGGUGAGCCAUGUCACCGUGGAGCACGUCGGUGGGCCCGAGCAGAGCAGCCACGUGUGCUACUGGGAGGAGUGUCCCCGCGAAGGCAAGCCCUUCAAAGCGAAAUACAAACUCAUCAACCACAUACGAGUACACACGGGAGAGAAACCCUUCCCUUGUCCCUUCCCCGGCUGCGGGAAGGUCUUCGCUCGCUCAGAAAACCUCAAGAUCCACAAGCGGACUCAUACAGGGGAGAAGCCCUUCAAGUGCGAGUUCGACGGCUGCGAGAGGAAGUUCGCCAACAGCAGCGACCGCAAGAAGCAUUCCCACGUCCACACCUCCGACAAGCCCUACUACUGCAAGAUCCGCGGCUGCGACAAGUCCUACACCCAUCCCAGCUCCCUGCGGAAGCACAUGAAGAUCCACUGCAAGUCGCCGCCGCCCUCCCCGCCGCCGGGCUCCCAGGGCUACGCGGCGGCGGGGCCCCCCGACGGCCCGCUGCCCCCCGAGGCCGACCCGGCCGCCGAGCCGCCCCGCGGCCGCGCCGCCGCCCUCUCCCCGCCGGUCACCAACCUCAGCGAGUGGUACGUCUGCCAGGCAGGGGGGGCUCCCCGCCGGCCCCGCACCCCCUCCAGCCGAGACACCUCCCCGGCAUCCGAGGAGGACGAGCCCCACAGGACCUCGGGUGGCAGAACUGCUCCCUAGGGCCGUGCCGAGCCCUGCCAAGCUGCCGGUGGCCCCGGUCCCACCGCACUGGCCCGGGCCGCGGCGGCAGCCACCUGGCACCAAGGGCUGCCGUGGAAGUGCCAUCAGGUUUGACUUGCGCUAUUUAUUCCAUGUACGAAACCCUAUGGUGUUUGUACGGUAACUAAUUUAAUUAAAGAGACUCGGACUUUUUUUUUUUUUUUUUUUUUUUUUUUUAAUAAAAGCAUUAAUAACGCCAUGCUGGGCCGUCCCAGUCACCCCAGCCGCACAAUUUUGCAGGGGGACGGUGCCAAGGGAGAUGCCCAUCUUCCACUCUGCCCAUUCCCAUUGCUCUUAACAAGAGUUAGCUGGCGAAGGCUGCGAGCAGGCAGAACCCAGCCGAUGACUGGAAUGGCUCUUAAGUACCUUAGCUGCCAUGCCAGCACCUCCUCUUCGGGCUG